This is a messenger RNA of Oryza sativa Japonica Group (Japanese rice), 1366 nucleotides long. RefSeq lists its product as uncharacterized. The record is from RefSeq and is a predicted model, not a curated record. Lineage: Eukaryota; Viridiplantae; Streptophyta; Magnoliopsida; Poales; Poaceae. Gene Ontology annotation, biological process: regulation of transcription by RNA polymerase II. Gene Ontology annotation, cellular component: nucleus. Gene Ontology annotation, molecular function: RNA polymerase II cis-regulatory region sequence-specific DNA binding; DNA-binding transcription factor activity, RNA polymerase II-specific; protein heterodimerization activity.
CCUAUAUAAACUACUUUGCUUGGUUCCCAUUCUCUCAUCGACCACACCAUAAAUUGGUCACCUGCUUCAACAUCUUGAUAUAAGAAAGGAGUAAAGAAAUGGCGAUUCCAACAAAGGAGGAGGUGGAGCAGAAUGAGGAGGACAAUACAUUUUCAAGGUUGCAAUUGCUUGCACAACAACGGCAUGCCAUGGAGGAAUUCUGGAGGAGGAGCCAGGAACAAAUCGAGGCAUCUGCAGGCAACCAUGAGCAUAUACUACCAAUUGACUGCGUGAAGAAUGUCAUUCGACCAAAGAAUGAUGCUAUGAUGCUAUCUGCUGACACACCAACUUUUGUGACAAAACUUUGUGAGCUCUUCGUGCAGGAGCUCACCCUCCGUGCAUGGGUAUGUGCCAACUCUCACAACCGUGACAUCAUAUUAGGCACAGACAUUGCUGAGGCAAUCACCACCACUGAAUCCUAUCACUUUCUUGGUAAUGUACUUCGUAGCCACAAGGCACUAGGAAGUACUGCUCCUGACAUAGAUACUUCUGCUAGGAAGCAUAUUAAGCUAGACCAAAUGACCUCACUCUACCAUCCUACCCAAGAAAUGCAGGCCUCACGUUUAGCUGGGUAUCCACCCCAUGUUCCUAUAUAUCCUCCUAUAGGUCAAAUGGGAACUCAACACAAGCUGUCUCCAUUCACUUUUAUGAUGCAAGGAGAAUCUCUUCUCAACAUGAAAAGAGAAAAAUCCCUAGUUAAUGAAGUGAUGGUAUGCACCAACAAGAUGAGCAUAAACAACUUUGAUGGAGCUACUAGUAUUGGUGGUGGUAGUAGUAGUGAUGUUGCUAUUGUUGUCCAGCAAGGGGAAACUACACACCCAUUCUCAUCCCAGAAUGCAUGUCCUUCCCUAGAAGAUAACUAUGUUGUUCCCAUGCCUACGGGACAUGUUCAGAGUUUUAGCCCUCCUACUAAUAUCAAUGUCAAGAAGCUACAUCAAGAGGAGAAAAACAUCUAUUCACAAGAUGUUGCUGAAGAGGACAUGUCCAAUGAGUCUUUGGAGGGAAGCCAGAAGGAUGAGGACCUAUUUCUUCAUGAGAAAUAAUUUCCUCCAUUUAUUUAGAAUAUGGAAGAGGAAUACAACAAUGGCAACGAUAUUCAUGAUGGUAAUUUCUCCAAAUCAAGCAACAGUAUCAAGAAUUACUAAAUAAACAACAAAUCAAAGGAGGAUGCAUCUUAGCUAUGUUUAUCCAAUGAUGUUGUAUAGUUUACCUUAUACUUUACUCAAGAUUAAUAAAAAAUAAUUUGUGUGUGAUUCCAGUGGUUUACCUUGUGUUUCCAUCUACCUUUGUAUGGACAAUAAUAAAAAGAUUAUUGUUUGUUUGAUAA